ACUAGCAUACAACCGGCUAGCAACGAGACCCGACAAAAUGCCACCCAAACAGAAGCAAGACACAAAGCAGGAAGAGGAUUCCCUGACCCUCACUCAAGUAAAUGAAUUACUCCAGCAACAAAAAGAACUUUUUACGGCGCUCUUGCAACAACAACAGGAAAAUUUCAAAGGAUUUGUCAAGAUGAUAAUAGACUCAACAAACUCACGACUUGACACUUUUACCAGGGAAGUCCAAGAAAUAAAAACCAGCAUCAACUUUACCCAAAAAGAGGUAGACGACAUUAAAAAAAAUCUAAUCUGUCAAACUGGCCAUUCCAAAGACAUGCAAACGGAAUUCUACAAAGUAUGUGACGGCAUGCUUGUAUUAACGGACAAGGUGGACUACUUGGAAGGACAGUCAAGAAGAAACAACUUAGUAAUUGAUGGAAUUGAGGAAAAACCGGGAGAAACGUGGACUGAAACAGAGGAAAAAGUUCAAAAAAUCCUUAAGGAGAAACUGCUGAUACAGGGGCAAAUUGAGGUGGAGAGAGCUCACCGCACAGGAAGACAAGACCCUGGAAGACCUCGACCAAGGCCAGUUGUGGUGAAAUUUCUAAGAUACAAGGACAGAUCAAGGAUCCUACAAAAUGCAAAAUAUUUAAAAGGUUCCAACAUCUACAUUAACGAAGACUUUACAGAUGCCGUACGACAAAAAAGAAAAGAGCUCCUCCCAAAAUUAAAAGCUGCACGUGACAGAGGGGAAACUGCCUACUUAAGACAUAACAAACUUAUUGUCCACCCCCGCACCAGUACUCCAACACAACAGGCUCGAGUUCAACACCAUCAAGCAGCAUACUGAGAAUUUUUCACCACCCGACAAUAAAAACUCUGACCCUACUGAAGCAGGAAAUUCACAUACCCAAAAACAUGGACUUCGAAUCCUUUGAUGACCCUUCCAACCCUUUGAUGACCUCCAACCCUACUGACCACAAGACGUUUGACCCUGAGAACAACUUGGACCCGGACAAUAACUUUUUCAAGACCGACCGACCGCGAGGCAGCCAGCGACGACCGACCGUGAGGGAGCCAGUGAUGACCGCGAGGAAGCCAGCGACGAUUGCAGGGAAGCCAGCGACCGUGAGGAAGCCUGGAGACAACCAGCCUGCGACCACCGUGAGAGAGCCAACGACGACCGCAAGGGAGCGAGAGACGACCGAGAGGAAACCAGCGACGACUGCAGGGGAGCCAGUGACCGCGAGGGAGCCGGGAGACGGCGAGCCUGAGGCAGCCGGGAGACAACCAGCCAGCGCGCGUGAGAGAGCCGGGAGGCAGCCAGCCGGCGAGCGUGAGGGAGUCGGCGACGACCGCGAGGGAGCCAGUGACCACGAGGGACCCAGUGAUGACGGUGAGAGAGCGAGCGACGACAGCGAGGGAACCAACGACGGCCGUGAGGGAGCCAUCGACGACCGUGUGGGAGCGGGAAAUUCACAUCCCAAAAACAUGAACUUCCAACCCUUUGAAGAUAUUGACUAUAAGCCAUUCGAUCCCGAGAACAAUUUGGACCCAGACAAUAACUUCUUCAACAACAAACAAAGGGUAACAAACUCUGACUAUUACCUGGAUGAACAAUUCAACACUAAUAUAAAAUUGGAAAAUGCACUUUCGGUAAUACACUUAAACAGUAGAAGUCUCUAUAAAAACUUCACAAAAAUUAAAGAAUACCUGACUAAAUUCAAUAAAUUUAAAAUAAUUGCCAUAUCAGAAACUUGGCUUGAUGAAGAUAAAACAACUGAAAUGGAAAUAGAAGGUUAUGAAAUGUUUGCAACUAAUAGAGAAAACAAAAAAGGAGGGGGGGUUGCAAUAUAUGUAGACAAAGCACUUAAAUGCAGUAAAAUCGAGAGAUUGACAAACACAAUAGAAAACCUAAUGGAAUGUCUAACCAUUGAAAUACACAAUGAAAAGGCAUCAAAUAUCAUCAUAAGUUGCAUCUAUAGGACACCAGGAACAUGUAUUGACACAUUCAAUAAAAAACUAACAGAUAUGCUCAGUUACUACAACGAUAAGAAAACACGAAUAAUAUGUGGUGACUUUAACAUUGACUUAUUAAACCCAAAUAGACACAAAAAAACAACUGACUUCAUAAAUACUAUGUACAGCAACAGCUUUUUCCCAGUAAUCCUGAAACCUAGCAGAAUAACAGUUGACACGGCCACAUUAAUAGAUAACAUAUUUAUAAAUAAGAUUGAUCAUAAAAUGGAAAGUGGACUUCUCAUUAAUGACAUAAGUGACCACCUGCCUGUUUUUGCAUAUAAAGACCCAAGUAAGCCAUGGAUAACGAAAGGCAUAGAAAACGCAUGUAAAAAGAAAAACAAUUUAUAUAAAUUGUUUUUAAAAUUCAGAACUGAAGAAGCAGAAAAAAAAUAUAAGACCUAUAAAAAUAAAUUAGUAAAUAUUAUAAGAACCAGUAAAAGAGAUCAUUAUCAUGCACUAUUAGAGCAGAAUAAAGGUAACACACAAGAAAUAUGGAAAGUACUUAACCAAGUAAUCAGAAAUAGUCCUAAAAAAAUGGAUUAUCCAGAGUAUUUUAUCAAAGGCAAAAAUACUAUUUUGGAAAAAACUGCAGAAAUAGCAACUGAAUUUAAUGAGUAUUUUGUCAACAUCGGCAGUAACCUAGCAAAACAAAUUCCUGAUCCAACAGACCUGUUUGAAGUGGAUAGAUACGUAGAAAAAAACUCCUCCACGAUGUUCCUUACUGCAGUAAAACAAGAAGAAGUAUCAAAUAUUAUAAAAACUUUUAAAAAUAAAAAGUCAACUGAUUGCUUUAAUAUUGAUAUGACAAUAAUCAAGCAGAUUAUAGAAUAUGUAGUGCGACCUUUCACACACAUAUGCAACCUGUCAUUCAAAGCUGGUAUCUUUCCAUCAAAAAUGAAAAUUGCUAAAGUUAUUCCAAUCUAUAAAAGUGGAGAAAAACAUCUGUUUACAAAUUAUAGACCAAUAUCACUACUACCACAAUUUUAAAAAAUAUUAGAAAAACUAUUUUCUCGCAGACUUGAUAGUUUUAUACAAAAGCAUGCGCUGUUAAGUGAGAAUCAAUAUGGCUUCAGGGAAAAACGGACCACCUCAAUGGCAUUUAUGGAGUUUGUGGAAGCAAUAGCCACUAAUAUAGACAACAAAGAAUUUACUGUUGGGGUUUUCCUAGAUCUAAAAAAAGCUUUUGACAUAAUAGAUCACAGUAUAUUAUUGAAAAAACUAGAAAGAUAUGGCAUUAGAGGUGUAGCUUAUAAAUGGAUAAAAAGUUAUUUAGAAAACAGAUAUCAGUACGUGCAACUCAACAAUAAAAAAACGAAUCAACUGAAAAUCACUCACGGAGUACCUCAGGGGUCAGUGCUUGGUCCAAAACUAUUCAUCUUAUAUAUAAAUGAUAUCUGCAAGGUCUCAAAACUAUUUAAAUGUGUCCUAUUUGCUGAUGAUACAACUUUCUACUGUUCUGGAAUAAAUCUGAAACAGCUCCUGACAACCGUAGAAAACGAAUUAAACAAAUUAAAAAACUGGUUCGACAGAAAUAAAUUGUCACUUAACCUGAAAAAAUCGAAGUCAAUUGUUUUUGGCACAAGACCAAUCAAACACCAAGCUAAAAUUAUGGUAAACUCAAUUGAAAUAGAAAGAGCGUAUGAAACCAAGUUUCUCGGAUUAGUAAUAGACUCAAAACUAUGUUGGAAACCACAUAUCGAUAACGUAAAAAGAAAAAUAGCCAAGACCGUAGGGAUCCUCUGCAAAACCAAGGAAGUGCUAAAUAAGAGAUCCUUGUACACAUUAUACACUUCAUUAUUAUUACCAUACAUGACCUACUGUGUGGAAAUAUGGGGAAAUGCCUGCAAAACAAACACACUCCCUAUUCUCAAACUACAAAAAAAAGCAAUUCGAAUUAUUAAUAGAUCAAAAUAUACGGAACCCACAAAUCCACUAUUUAUUAAAUUAAAUACGAUGAAAUUUUAUGACCUGGUUGACUUUAAAAUCGCCCAAUUAAUGUACAAAGCCCACAAUAACCUGCUCUGCCAAAACAU
Messenger RNA from Hippocampus zosterae (dwarf seahorse), 4043 nucleotides. RefSeq lists its product as uncharacterized. The record is from RefSeq and is a predicted model, not a curated record. The transcript is spliced from 2 exons. The coding region runs from base 907 to 2997 and encodes 696 amino acids. Lineage: Eukaryota; Metazoa; Chordata; Actinopteri; Syngnathiformes; Syngnathidae.